CGGAAGUAGAAUAGGAGAAGAUAACUGACAUGUAAAAAAUUUGCCAAGCUGGCGAUCCGGUUUGAAUAAUAAGAAAUGUUCUCCUUAUAUGCUUACAAUGACAUUUAAUAGCCAUAUUUCCAUGUAGCAAUGUUUGCCAAAUUGAAAAAGAAAAUAGAAGAGCAGGAUGGAGGUGCUGGUGAUGGAAACAGAACAUUGAGUCCUCUGAAAGGAACCUCAGUGCAAAGUCCUUCCUGGAAAGAUCAUCGUGGAUAUGAAUCCGAUAGUUCUAGUUCUGCUUUACAGUCUCCAACACCAUUUGGUGCUUCACGAGAAGAUCUUCGAGAUCCAGGUGGUUCAAGGGAAGAAGUUCUUGCAUCCUUGCUAAAAAGAACAGAACAAUGUAAAAAAUUUGAAGGAAAAAUUACUGAAUAUGCUGCAAUAAUAAAGGAGAAAAACAAAAAUAUAGAAAAACUAGAAUCAUCAUUACAGAGUCAAGAAGCAGGUCAUGAACAGAAGAUAAAUGAAUUGAAGGAGCAAAAUCAGAUGAACCAAUCAAAGAUGGCUGAAACGUUUUCAUUUUCUCUAAAGAAGAAAGAUGAGGAAAAAGACGAGUUAUGGGCAAAAAUAACAGAAUAUGAAGAAUACAAAGAUAAAUUGUAUAAACAAGAGGAGGAAAAAGAAGAACUUCAAGGACUGGCAUCACAAGAGCUUGCCAAGAUUAAACACUUGCUCUUGAAUACUGAAGAAGAAUUGACAAGAGUAAAGAUUGAGUUAAAGGAAACACAAUCUAGUUUAGAUGUAGCAGAGAGUACUGUAAAAGAUUUAGAAAACAAAGUGACGGACCUUGAGGAAGAUAGAAAACAUGUAACACUUCAAAGUGAUAAACUAACAGAGGAGAACAGAAUUUUGUCAAAGAUGAUAAGCAGUCUAUCUAAAGAGAAAGAAAGAUUAAAAGAAGAAAGUGAUUUAAACCAGAAAGUAUUAAAUGAGAAGUGUGUAGUUUUAUCAUCAGUAGAAGAAAAGAAAAUAGAUAUAGAAAAUCAAUAUCAAACACUGCAAUAUAAUUAUGAUACUCAUAAAACAAAGUCAAAUAAACUUAUAGAGGAAAAAGAUGAACAUAUAGAACAAUUAAAAGAAAGAAUACAUGUACUAGAACAGAGGUUUCAGGGCCAGGGUUUGUCAGGAGAUGACAGGGUAUCAGCAUUAGAAUCAGAGAGAGACAGUUUAGAGAAAAAAUUGGAAGAAUGUAGAGAACAACUCUCAGAAAUUAAAUCAACAUGGAGUGAUAAAAUAUCCCAUUUAGAAGAACAGAUUUCCCAUCUUAAUACCAAGAUGGUUGAAGAUAGUGAUGAACUUUCUAGAAGUGAGCAGAAUGCAGAAAGUACUAGAGAGAGUUAUCAGUCACAACUAUCUCAGUUACAAACAAAACUAGAAGAUGCUGAACAUAAAUGUGAAGAAAAUUGGGAUCUUCUCAACAAAAAAGAAAAACAGUUUGAGAAAGAGAAACACAAUUUGGAAACAGAACUGAAUAAACAACACUUUGAAAAGAUGGAUUUAGAAACUCAACUUGUGUCGAAAAUUACCUCCCUUGAAUCACAGUUAAUGUCUGAAAAACAGGCAAAAGAAUAUGAAAAAUCACUUCUGGAGCAAAAAAUAGAACAGUUGGAAAAGCAAGAAAAUUAUUAUCUGGAAAAAGCAGCAAAGCUUGAAGAACAAGUUAUGCAGUUAGAAAAGAACAGAGAUGUUCUGGAGAAUGAAAAGUUCAGUUUAUCAAAUGAUGAACUAGAGUUAAAGAAGAAAGUAUGUGAGAUGGAAAAUACAGAAACAGAGUUGAGGAGUAUGAUUUCAGAUCAUGAGAAUAAAUUAACUCAGUCAUCUAAGCAGUUGGAAGAAUUGGAACAGUUUUUAAAGAGCAAAGAAUCUGAGCUGCAUGAAUGCAUUGCAGAAAAAGAUGAGUUGUUAGUGAGAAAUGCUGAGUUAUCACAGAAAAAUUUAUCUGUUCAGAGCAGCUCAGAUAGUAUUAUUAACCAGCUUAAAUCAGAGAUAAAAGACCAAGAUGAUCACAUAGAUAAUUUAAAACAGUCCCAUGAUUCAUUGCAAGAGAAUGUUGAUGUCCAUGAAAGAAAGAUAAAAGAGCUGGAAGACGGCAAAGAAGAGAAUGAACAGACUACUACACAAGUUAGUACUCUGGAGCAGACGGUCACAGACUUACAGGAACAGCUGGCAGACAAAAAUAAGGCUUUGAAAAAACAGGAACAAAGACUUAGAGAUCUUCAAAAAACUUUACAGCGUGAACUUAGAGUUCAACCUCUCCCAAGUGAUGAACCAGUUGUUAUUGAUGGUGCUUCAUUUACUCCGCCAAUGCAGCGGAAAAUUAGUGAAAGUCGGAAUUCACCAUUGAAAGACAAUAUUGAAUUUAAGGAUCAUAAUCCUGCGACAAUAAGUCAUGUGAUGAAACCAUUCGAGACAAACAAUCAUUCAGACAAUGGCUUAGAUGUUUAUAAAAAUCGGACACGUAAUUCUGACCUAAGAAAGGACUUAGAAAAUGAUGUGAACUUUAAAUAUUUGAAACAUGUGGUUUUAAAAUUUAUGUUAAGCAGAGAAGCAGAGGCAGUGCAUUUAAUACGAGCUAUAUCAGUGUUACUACAUUUCUCAACAGACGAACAAAAGAUGUUACAUGAUACAUUAGAGUACAGAAUGUCAUGGUUUGGAAUUCGACCAGCACUAGGCUCAGGACAGAAAUCAAAAUACAUUCCACCACCAUUUUAAUGUUGUGAUUUAUAUGAGAGUAUAUAUGUCAAAUGAUUUAUGACAUUUGAAUGGAUUUUCAUCGAAAUAUUUGCUUCUAAUUUGGCAUGAAAAAUUUCACUGCUCUUUAUUAGAAUUUAAACACAAAGCAUUUAUAUAAAGGUAUAAUGAAAAUUCAAAUAUUUUCAAUUAGAAAAUGACUGCUGGCAAGACUUUACCAAGGUUAUAUUUCAUUCUUUCAGUUUCCUUAGGAAAGAAUUUUACAAUGUUGAGUUAUACUUAGUAAGAUAUUUUCAGAUACACUUUCCUAUUUGACAACACUUUAAAACAUUUAUCCUACACUCUUAAGGCAUAGAAUUUUAAUAUUAUAUCCUAUUCUUAUCAUACAACACUGUUAUUUUUAAACUCUUCUUUAUUUUUUGGACCAAAAAAAGAUAUUAUUUAGACUUUCAAUAAAAUUGUAUUUACAUUCUCAAAUCUUUUGAUAAUGUGAACUUUGUCAUUACUUUAUGAAUUGAUGCACUUGUGAUGAUGGAGCAAACUAUCUUGUUUAUCUGGUCUUAUAUACAUUUUGGUACAUACUGCAAACAUCGAAAGUUUUGAAGUAUCAUGUUUCUUUUAGAAAAGAGGCUUGUCUUGUUUUGAAAAUUUGGGUCAGCAGAGGUCAAAAAGAUGAAUGAUAUGGCAUUCCCAGUGAUUUCUAUUUCAAUUUCACUGUUUGGGAUUUUUACACCCUGGCUGCAAAAAUGGGGGGCAAAAGAAUAACCCUAUUCAAUAAAUAUGUUCCAAAUUUUUUUUACUUACUCUUACUUGAUUUUUCCUCAAUAAAAUGGUACGAAAUUUAUGUAAACUACAAUGCUUUAUAUUAAGAGCAAGUUUAUAGUUCUUUAGUUAUGCCCGUUUAUAACGUUAUAGGAAAACUGGGGCAUCAUCUUUGCUACAUGAAUAUCUUUUCAUCAUUCAGGUGCAAGCUAAUGAAAUUUAUAGGAUUUAUCAAAUGAUGAUAUUUUUUUGAUUGACAAUGAUAACAAAAGGUUUACUAUGUUUUUAGUUAAAAUUAUUUUAGAGAUUUUGAAAGUACAACACACAUGUGCACAAUACAUACAGUCUAUUAUUUGUCCUUGACCUCAUUUUUAUUGUUUAAGUACUGAUUAAAAAAAAUUUAAUUUUGUCAUUAGAAUUUCCUACUUGUGAGUAAAAUGGAUAACUAUAUUUGGUCCAUACGAUCCUUGCAAGGUUUUCAUUUCCAUCAGACAGGGUUUAUCUGACCUUGACCAUUCAUGGUUUGAGUUUCCUCAGAUAAGUUAAUACCUCAAAUACUUUAUGCAAUAUUUCAAAGUAUUUGGUGUAUGACUUCUAUCCCAAUAAGUUGAUUUUUUUUAUGGUAUUAAAGUUAUUGCCUUAUUUCUGAGAUAUUCUAAGCAAUAUAUACAUCAAUGUUUAGAGUUUACAAUGCUGUAAGAUGUUAAUGUGUGCCUGGCUUGUUUCAUCUGACCUUGACCCCCUUUUCAUAGUUUAUUGGUUUAUAAGUGUUUUGUAUUCAUGAUGAGGUCUGUUUCACAGAUACUGUAAGCAAUAGAUCUAUACAAUAAUUGUAUGGUGUACAUGUUUGUCUAAUAAGGUUCAUCUGACCUUGACCUCAUUUUCUUGGUUCAUUGGACCAUCUUCUUGAAUACUAUCAGCAGUAGGUUCACUAUAUAUGGUGUAUUUAAUGUUUGUAGGUUGUACAUCUAUGUCUUACAGUGUUCAUCAGGCCAUGACAUUAUUUAUUUGGUUCAUUAGUCAACAAUAAUGUUUCAUGGUUCCAUUCAUUUCUCAGAUACCUUCAGCAAUAGGUCAACUAGUUUUUGUAAAUGGAAGCAAUAUGAAGUGUGCAUGUCUGUCUGGCAGGGGUUAUCUUACCUUAACCUCAUUUACAUGGAUCAUUGAUGAUAAUACUUGUAGUAAAAACCUUAUCUUAAAAGACAUAAAACCUAUGGCAUUUAGCAUGUCUAUCGGAACAGAAUUAAACGAAUGUUUUGGCACAUAGUAUAAAAUCUAGUCUUUAAUUAUAUUGAUAUAAAACAUGCUGUUUCUGUUAUGAAUGUGUGUACACAUAUACUCUCAAUAAUAACAAUGGCUGUGAAUCUUUUAUUGUAUAUUGUUAUUGCUUAUUUACAUAAAUGUAAGAAUAU
Messenger RNA from Mytilus trossulus (common blue mussel), 4904 nucleotides. Its product is annotated as golgin subfamily A member 1-like. NCBI's taxonomy places the organism in Eukaryota, Metazoa, Mollusca, Bivalvia, Mytilida, Mytilidae. Gene Ontology annotation, cellular component: Golgi apparatus. The transcript has 22 exons. The record is from RefSeq and is a predicted model, not a curated record. The coding region runs from base 130 to 2751 and encodes 873 amino acids.